UCGUAUCUCCAGAGCAGACCGAGAUGGUGCUUUUUGGGGCUAAAGGCGGCCAACAAGCUCCUUCCACGUUCUCAAUACUGCUUGAUGAUGAUCGAUCCUCUCCUCACUUCCAAUCUUCGAUCACCAUCGGUACCACACAGGCAAACUAGAGUAUCGGAAAGGUCAUUGCGGCCAAGCAUGCAAGGGACAUCGGGCAUGGCGGGGCAGAAUCCGGACUAGCCGCGGGGCGACGUUGACUACCGUGAAUUUCCUCUGUAUAAUCAAUAAGUCGCCUUUAAACAUACCAACAUCCCAACGUUGACCCGUCGCAUUCUUGCCAGAAGUGAGAUGCCUUCCCAUACCGCAUCGCAGCGCUAUUUGAGCACCCGAGGAGGAUCCUACGAUCUCUCCUUCGAGGAUGUCGUUCUCAAAGGGCUUGCCUCCGACGGCGGCCUUUUUAUUCCAGAAGAUGUUCCAACUUUACCCAGCGACUGGGCUUCCAGCUGGCAAGACCUCUCAUUCGAAGACCUCGCAUUCGAGCUAUUCUCGCUCUACAUCUCGCCCUCCGAAAUACCCUCCGAAGAUCUGAAGGAUAUCAUUCGGCGCAGCUACUCCACUUUUCGCACAAAGGACGUCACGCCGAUCGUGACCUUGGACGAGAAGCGGAACAUUCACCUGCUGGAACUGUUCCAUGGCCCGACUUAUGCGUUUAAGGAUGUUGCGUUACAAUUCCUGGGAAACCUCUUUGAGUACUUCCUUGUAAGAAGGAACCAGGGCAAGGAGGGUCCCGACAGGGAGCACUUGACCGUCAUUGGAGCGACAAGUGGAGAUACGGGUUCAGCAGCCAUAUACGGGUUGAGGGGAAAGAAAGAUGUCUCAGUCUUCAUCAUGCACCCCAAGGGCAAGAUCAGCCCGAUCCAGGAAGCACAGAUGACGAGCGUUACGGACGCGAACGUGCACAAUCUGGCCGUGGAGGGGACCUUCGACGACUGCCAGGACAUUGUCAAGGCUCUAUUCGCCGAUCCCGAAAUCAACAAGGACCUCAAGCUCGCCGCCGUCAACUCCAUCAAUUGGGCUCGCAUAUUAGCCCAGAUCACCUACUACUUCCACUCGUACUUCGCCCUCAUCCGCAGACACUCGUUCCUCCCCGGAUCCACUAUCCGAUUCGUCGUACCUACGGGGAACUUUGGCGACAUUCUCGCCGGAUACUUUGCCAAGCGCAUGGGCCUGCCCGUACAGAAACUCGUCAUUGCCACGAACGAGAACGACAUUCUUCACCGGUUCUGGGAAACUGGACGGUACGAGAAGCACCAGGUCUACGGACAGGAAGCCAAGGGCGGCGAACCCGGCGACGGUGUCCUCGCACACGAGAGUGGAGUGAAGGAGACGCUUAGCCCGGCAAUGGACAUCCUGGUGUCCUCCAACUUCGAGCGUCUGUUGUGGUUCCUCGCAUACGACGUGUAUAGCACCAAUUCGGACGCGCUUUCGCUACGGCUGGCGCAGGCAGGCGACCACGUUAAGCGCUGGCUCGAUGCGUUGAAGGCACAAGGAGGAUUCAGUGUGGAUGAGAAGAUCAUGGAAGCCGCAAGACGGGACUUCAAGUCCUACCGUGUCAGCGAUAAGGAGACCCUUGCGACUAUCACUGAGGUAUUCUCAAAGAUAAGCCCCGGCUACGUUUUGGAUCCCCACUCUGCCAUUGGAGUCCGCGCCGCCCUGUGGUCCGCAGAGGACAAGGAGGCCAAGCCUCCGAUGGGUCACCAUAUCGCGCUUUCUACGGCGCAUCCGGCGAAGUUCAUCAACGCGGUGCAGGAUGCUUUGGCGAAUGAGAAGGAGUACUCCUGGGAUAAGGUCGAGCCUCAGGCAUUCAAGGAGCUCGCUGAUUUGCCCAAGAGAGUCAUGUAUGUUGAGAAGGGAGCUGGUUGGGAAGGCGUUCGCAAGAUCGUACUGAAGGAGGUUCAAGAGGAGAUUGCUGCUGUUGCGAAGGCAAAGAAUUAGAGUUGUAAGACGGGGUUGGUGGUGGUAGUGGCGCUGGAGCAUUGUUUGUUUGAUAGAGCUUGGUGACAUAAAAACACUUGGGUAGACGGUGCGUCUUUGGCUUAUUGGAUUGCUAUCUCUGAAUUCCAUUGCUUCUCACGUCUGCACAUGUGUGCGAUUCUUUUCUCCGGUGUUUAUGUAUACAAUCAUAGAACGAACCGAGGUAGUGGUAUGAUCCUCUUCUGGAGCAUGCACAAUUUCAUGCGUGC
Messenger RNA from Westerdykella ornata, 2222 nucleotides. RefSeq names its product tryptophan synthase beta subunit-like PLP-dependent enzyme. Gene Ontology annotation, biological process: L-threonine biosynthetic process. Bases 328 to 1974 code for a protein of 548 amino acids. The transcript is spliced from 3 exons. The record is from RefSeq and is a predicted model, not a curated record. Lineage: Eukaryota; Fungi; Ascomycota; Dothideomycetes; Pleosporales; Sporormiaceae. Gene Ontology annotation, molecular function: threonine synthase activity; pyridoxal phosphate binding.